UCGCCUUUGUUGGGUUUUCAAUCUAAUAUUUCAUUCAUUCCCUUUCUUCCUUAUUCUCCACUUUCUCCCUCUCCUCUCUUCUUCGAUCUCUUUCCCCUUUGUAAUCCAAAAUUAAUCUAAAAAAAAAAAAUUAUUAACAAAUUCACACACACACACUCACCAUCGCUUCUAUAUUUUCUAUACUACACACACUUAUAUUUUACGUGUUGCAGAUCGUAGAUCCGAUUCAAUUCUAUAUUUCUUCUUUUAUUUUUUGAUUCUUGCUGAAUUAGGCUAUUUGUGAAGCUGUUUGGAUGACCGUAAAUCAAUAUUUGGAUAAUGACUUCGAAUAUGUUGGCAGGGGAGAGAAGGUGGGUUUCUGCAAGAAGAGGUGGCAUGACUGUCCUUGGAAAAGUGGCUGUCCCAAAACCAUUGAACUUACCCAGUCAGCGGUUAGAGAAUCAUGGUUUGGACCCAAAUGUUGAAAUUGUUCCCAAGGGUACAUUGAGCUGGGGUAGCCGUCCAUCUUCCUCUACCUCAAAUCCAUGGGGUUCCUCAGCACACUCUCCAAAUGCUGACGGUGGAACGAGUUCACCAAGUCAUCUUAGGUCCCGCCCCUCAUCUGGUGGGAGUGGCAGACCUUCAACUGCUGGUAGUGAUAGAACACAAGAACCUACCACUAGUGCAUGGGGUACCAGUUCUAGGCCUUCGUCAGCUUCUGGGCCAUUAUCAUCAAACAAAGCACCAUCAACAUUGGCGCGUCCACGCAGUGCAGAGACAAGGCCUGGCAGCUCGCAACUUUCACGGUUUGCUGAUUCUGUUUCUGAACAUCCAGUAGCAUGGGGAGCAACAGCUACUGCAGAGCGUUUGGGAGUACUGUCAUCUAAGAAUGAAGGCUUUUCUUUGAGUUCUGGGGAUUUUCCAACUCUUGGUUCAGAUAAAGAUGCUUCUGGGAAGACUACCGAGUCACAAGAUCAUGGUUCUCGUAGCCGUCCUAGCUCAGCUUCUGGCAAAAUAGUACAGCCCCUAGAGAAGACAACUGCAUCUCACUCAGAUGUGAAGGGUGGGGCAUUUGAUGCAUGGAAAAGAGAUGGUCAAAGUGCUGAGGAUCCUCCUCAGCAUGGCAUGGAGAAAUGGCAAGGGGAUCCCCAUCAGUAUCACGGUCCUAAUGUUCCACCACAACAUUUUGAUGCAUGGCGUGGUCCUCCUAUGAAUACUCCAGCUGGUCUUUGGUACAGAGGACCACCUGGGGGGCCACCUUAUGGAGCUCCAGUUCCUCCCGGUGGUUUCCCGAUUGAACCAUUCCCCUACUUUCCACCCCAGAUGCCGCCUCCUGGUAUUGCAAAUUCACAGCCAGUUCCUCCUCCGGGGCCUGGAUCUAGAGGGCAUCACCCCCGAGGCGGAGAUAUAUAUAGACCUCAGAUGGCUGAUGCUUAUAUUCGUCCAAAUAUGCCAUUUAGACCUGGUUUUUACUCUGGUCCAGUGGCUUUUGAGGGCUAUUAUGGACCGCCAAUGGGUUAUUGUAAUUCCAAUGAACGGGAAAUUCCUCUUAUGGGCAUGCCUCCUGGUCCCCCAGUCUAUAAUAGAUACUCAGGCCCAAACACUGAUCCAAGCAAUACUCACGCCAGGAUCGGCGGCCAUGGUGCUAAUACCAAAGCAAUGCCAGAGGGACUGGAGUCUGCUCAUCCUGAUGAUGCUAAAGGACCAUAUAAAGUUAUUUUAAAACAUGAUGCAAGAGAGGAAGGAGAGACUCGGGAACAUUCUACGCCCACUAAUGGCCCAAAUCAUGAUAGACGCUUUCAGAGAUCAUUGCAGAAACAUGAGCGGGGAGGUGAGCACGACAGUGAGAAGGAAUUGUAUUCAAGGAGGACUACAGGGAGUGGGAACAGUUAUCCGCCCAGCUAUGAUGAUCGCGGAGGUGAUUCUUCAGAUACCACCAAGGCAAUCUCAUUUGAAGGUAUAAAUACUACAAAGGCAGCUGUUGACAGCUGGACAAAGAAAUCAGGGUUUGAAUCCUCUGGUGGAGUGCCUCCGUCUUCCUCAGCUCCUGAAAAGGGUUCAGCGCCUGCAGUGACUGCCAAAGAUUCAUCCUUGAUGAAGAAGAUUGAAGGUCUAAAUGCAAAGGUCCGAGCAUCUGAUGGGCGUUAUGAAGCGCCGUAUGUUUCGUCAGAAGAGGAUAUGAAUAAGUCAGAACUGAAUUCUAAGGUUACCAAUUCAAUAAAUGAAGCUAAAAGUGGUCCUAUGUCAUUGGAAAGAACUCAUACUUCUGGAACCACGGGGAACAAGGGAGGUCAUCCAAUAGCUGCCAUGUCAAGGAGGCCAUCUCAUGGUAUGCAAACCAGAAAUGAUCAUCUUGGUAAACCCAGAUUUAAUAGUCAAGAUGAUGGUAGGAGAAAAAGGCCCAUUACUGCUGAAUCAUCUGUAACAUGCUUAGAACCUGCUUCUAAUGUUCAUGUGUGUGAGUCAGGUCCUCAAGUUGAGGCUGUUGGACAAGCUCUAACAGAUACAAGCGUGAGUGGUGAAAAAGAAUCUUUGUCAGAUUUGCAUGAUUCAGCAGAUACCCAGGCUCAGCGCGCAAAGAUGAAAGAGUUAGCCAGGCAGCGUGCCUUACAGCUGCAGAAAGAAGAGGAAGAACGAAUCAAACAACAGAAAGCCAAAGCUCUUGCUAAAUUAGAGGAAUUGAAUCGCCGUAUGCAGUCAGGUGAUGCUCCGUUACAGAAGGCUGAAAAGGACUUGUCCCCUGAUGUUAUCAAGCAAGAUCAACAAGGCUCAUCACCCCCUGAAACAGUGGUGUCUACUGUCAAACCUCAAGCACACAAUGCAACUUUAGCAGCACACUGUGACGUCAUUGAUGCUAGUCAGUGCAUUCUUGACAAAGGCAGUGAGCAUAUUAAUCCACCUGUUAAGUUAGAAUUCGGCACUUCUAUUAUGGUCCAAUCAGAAAUAGCCAUCCCACAACCCCAGGCUUUUCAACCUAAGCAGGAUGUCAAUAGGGUUUCUGCAUCUCAUGGAAAAGAUACUAGUCAGUCAAGUGAUGGGGGUGUCAUCAAGCAUAAGCGUACUAGCUACAAGCAAAGGACAAAUAUGACACCGAAGAAUAUGAAUGAAAAAGCUGUCCCUGUUAGCAUUACUGAGGUAUCUAAGGGCCCUAAUGAUGUAAUUAUUAAUAAUGUCCCAUCAGCUGAGGCUCACGAGGUUGGCUUAAAUGCUGAAUCAAACAUGGUCAAUAAUGCCAAGGUCGCGGUUGAGUCAUCUUCGCAGCCGAGAAGGAAAGGUAAUAGGACCAACAAGAACAAGCAGAAACUUGAUACUGUGCUGCCUGGCCCUGCUUCUCCAUUACCAGUGCAAAAUGAUAAUAAUCCUGCUAAAGUUCGUGCACAACAGAAGUUGAAUUCUUCUCAGUUGGUUCUGGAUGUGAGCUCAGUUCAGGCAGCAAGUGGUGAUAAUGUUGUGCAACCUUCUGACCAGAGUUCUCCUGUGCAAAUUGGUGAAGGUCAUGGUCGAGUAAUUAACCACUGGAAACCUCAGCACCCUCGCAGGACGCAGAGAAAUCAGCACUCUAAUAUGCAUACUGAUAAGUUUCAGGGAGGUGACUCGGUUGUGUGGGCACCUGUGCGGUCUCAAAGCAAAACUGAAGAAGAUGGUGCUGAAGCAAGUCAGAAAACUGGAUCUGGUUCCAUUGGUCCUCUGAAGAGUGAUAAUGUGGUGCAGAGUAAUUCAAAAAGCAAGAGGGCUGAAAUGGAGAGAUAUGUUCCAAAACCGGUGGCCAAAGAGCUUGCCCAGCAUGGUAGUAGUCAGCAGCCGCUGUUGUUGUCAGGCCCUUCUCCUGGUCCAGAUGGGACAACUGGCAGGGCAGAAUCUAGGCCUGAAAACUCAGGAUGUUCCCCACCUACUGGAUCUACAACUGAGAGUUUUUCCAUAGAGUCUAGCGAUGGUGAUGGAAAGCACAAUAAUAAUAAGCAAGGCAAAGCACAUGGAGUGUGGAGGCAAAGGGGUUCAACAGAAUUGGCUUUAGACAAGAAUUUUAAGUCCUUGGAUCACACUCAAUCUUUGAAGCCUGAUGGAGAUUCUAUGAAAUAUGAAUCAACCGGUGAGUUCGAUGUAUCAGAUGGUUGGAACAUGCGAGGUGAUUUUGAAGGUCCACGUAUACAAGAUGAGGGAACGACAGGUAAAGGAAAACGCUAUCCUUCUAAGAGCCAUAGAAGCACAGGAAAUUCUGGAUAUGAAUACAAAAACAGCAGUGCGGGGACUCAGGAAAAUCACACUCUGUCAGGAGCUACUGAAAUAAACCAGAUGGACAGAAGAGUUGCAGCAAAGGAAAACCGUGGCAUGGGCAAUCGUACUCCACCACCCCAUUGGCAACCAAAGUCCCACAUGGUUGCAGUUAAUAAUCAACAGGCAGGUGUGUCUACUGGAGCCCAAAAUGUUACUAGGGAAGGCGAUCGGGGUAAUAAGAGGGACUAUCAUCACGAUAAAGUGAAUGUUCCCCUACACAGUGAGGAGGAGAGCUGUGAUAUAGGUGCAGGUAAAGCAGAUCAAUUAGCACCUGAAGAGAAAAUUGUUUCAGACGUGCCAAACGUUCGAAAUCUGGAUCCAAGAAGAGAGAGAAAGCCUGCUUCAUUAAGGGGGCGCCCCUACUCCCCCAAUCAAGGCCCUGUUGUCAAAGCUGGAUCAGCUCCUGCUGAAAAUGCUGAAGCUGUGCAAGAGAGGAGCAACUCAGGUUUGAGGAGGAAUGUAAACCAAAAUAAUCGACCUGCCCAGACCCAGGAAUGUAGUGGAGAUUUGUCCUCAGGGAAAGAUACUCGGCAGCACAACACCUCAAGUGGGCGAGAAAGGCGGAGGAACAACAUGCAUUAUGAGUACCAGCCAGUUGGGCAAUACAAUAAUAGCAAAUCAAGUAAUUUUGAAGUGCUAGCUGAUGGUUCUCACAAUGUUGAUCAAAAUAGAUACAGAGAGAGGGGUCAGGUUCAGUCAAAGCGCGGAGGUGGGAAUUUCCAUGGUAGGCAAGGUGGACCUGCACGAGUAAAUGCCAAUUAUGAUUGAUGGGGAGGCUAAAAUGUGGUUUUAGGUCUUUUAGCUUGUGAUGGGCAGCAUCCUCAGCAGAUAGUCUUCUUCUUAGUUUGGCGAGAUAUCUGGUGGUGCAGUUUAGGUGAUAACUUUUGUCGUGGUAGAAGAGAGAACUUGUUGGCCAAUGUCACACGGUGAGCUGGACUACGGCUGGGUGUGGGGACAUGGUAUUGGGAAAAAGUAAUGUGUUUGGUGCAACUGUAAGUGCGACGUUGUGAGAGAUGUAAUUAAUUUGAAGACCAUUAAAAUUGUUGCCCAUUUUCUCCACAGAGGAAUGUCUAUGCAUAUGUUUAUGGAGCUUUUUCUCUUGUAAGUUGCUAUUACUAUAUUUGUAUUAUCAGAAUUUAGAGGUGUAGCUUUUUCUCUUGGUCGAAAAGAAAGAAUGAUUUUGCCUCC
Lycium barbarum (goji berry) is the source of this 5442-nucleotide messenger RNA. Its product is annotated as protein MODIFIER OF SNC1 1. Gene Ontology annotation, biological process: epigenetic regulation of gene expression. Bases 319 to 5022 code for a protein of 1567 amino acids. The transcript is spliced from 10 exons. The record is from RefSeq and is a predicted model, not a curated record. Lineage: Eukaryota; Viridiplantae; Streptophyta; Magnoliopsida; Solanales; Solanaceae.